GUGAGGGUUGGGUUACCCCAGACGUUAAUAAAAUACAUCUAAUGGGUAAUUAAAUAAUAGUCUAAAUAUUUAUCGUUAACUUCCGGCCGCGGCUGUAUCUCUUCUAGCAGCAAGAGAGCUCCACAGGUGAACGCAAAUGGAGGAAACCGUCAUCAAGUACAUACAUUGUGGAAGAAGCAUUUACAGUUUCUCGUGUCCGAACGGCGGAUAUUCUGAGAGACCUGGAGGAGCCGCUCGUCAGUGUCCGAUCUGUCUUCAGAUUCUCACUUUCGGGCUUUUAGACGCCCCGGUGUGUGUUCCCUGUCCGCUUAGGAAUGGACACCAAGUUUCCUGCGCGUUUCUGAUAGGAUCUGCGCACGGGCCCUCACAUCUGGGAGAGUGGCAGGACUCAGAGAUCCAUGUGGGCCUGUCAGAUUCAGCAGGUCUGGUCUACAACUACACACUGUCCGGGGUCCAGCGGGAUGAUCGCGGCUGGGAACAGUGUGUGUGUGUGCAGCUCGUCCCUCCGUCGAGACCUGAGCUCCGGGAAUUAUGGGAUACACACCUCCAGCUGUUUGCCCUGCUGCCAGAAUGGGCUUCAGAGCGGUUUGAAGAGGAGCGUGAGUUCGGCUCCUGCUGCUAUGGCUUCGCUCUGACCUUCAUAAACCGCAUGCGUUCACUGGACAAUAAAGACUGUCUGAGCAGAGAUGAGUUCACUGGACGGUACAUCUUACCCCGCAUGAAGACCGUGUCCCUUUACAUCAGCAUCUACCAGACGAUAUUACAACACGGCUUUCACAUAGCUAAUACAGCGGAUGACGAGUGAUACUUCAUUCAUUUUCCUUCAGCUUAGUCUCUUAUUCAUCAGGGGUCACCACAGCAGAAUGAACCGCCAACUAUUCCAGCAUAUGUUUUACGCAGUGGAUGCCCUUCCAGCUGCAACCUAGAACUGGGAAACACCCAUACACAUUAAGUUGAUCAGUUCCCCUAUAGCACAUGUGUUUGGACUGUGGGGGAAACCGGAGCACCUUGAGGAAACCCACACCAACACUGUAACUAGUAAACAGCUAAUUUCGGUCAUCAUAGCAAAGACAAAAGAUAUUAGUUAUUAGAAAUGAGUUAUUAAAACUAUUAUUUAAAUAUGAGUUGAAAAAAUCAGCAUUAAACAUCACAUCAAAAAACACUGCACAGAAGGGCUAACAGUGUAGUCUCCAGCUGUAGAUACACAGCAGUGAUCUCCUCAACCUACUUGACAGCUCUUCAUGAAUUAUUUGCAAGCUGAUAUACGUCUGUUGUGAAUCCCCAGUCAGUGUAGCGUGAUGUGUUUACAGGAUUCAUUUCCCACAUCACAGUCGGAAUACCUGUAAAUACAAGCUUUAAGCAAAGACAUUUGGGUUUACAUUGCAGGUGAACACACUUGGAGCAAGUCCACUAACCUACUUUCAGUAUAUCUGCAUCACACUCUUUGAGGAAAAGUAAUGUAUGUGAUUAAAACACCACAAUUGAUGUUAAAUUAAAAAAGAAAUGAAAAAAAAAAUGGUUUAAA
Danio rerio (zebrafish) is the source of this 1525-nucleotide messenger RNA. NCBI's taxonomy places the organism in Eukaryota, Metazoa, Chordata, Actinopteri, Cypriniformes, Danionidae. The record is from RefSeq and is a predicted model, not a curated record.